AAUUGUGUCUUCCACGAAUUUUAGCAAACAGAAAGUUGAAAUGCUACGUAUUGCUGAUAUGGGUGGUUUGAGAUUUAGUGUCAAACAGCCUAUUCUUUCAGCAAGUACAAAUAAAAGUAUUCAUUUGCCAUGGAAUCAUGAAUUAUGAUGCAGAAAAUUUCCAAAAAUUUACUUACUCAAGAUAUUGGGUGUUACUGUAUGGAAGGAACUAAAUUAACUUUUCCACAUUUACAAUUUGACUGCAAUUGUGCCUAUGUGGUAAAGCAAGUAUGGCAGGGCAUCUUCUUUGUGUAGAGGUGUCAAGCGCUACGUCAUCGCCAUUAUAUCAUCACAUGAUAGGAACCGCAGGUUCAGGUUCGGCAGAAGUUUUGAGUCUCAUCCCAGGGGCUUUGUGUGGAAAGUCACAGUCUUAAACUUGAUAGCUUUCCUAAUCCUGAUCCUCUGAUGCACACCCUGGAGUGUUUGUUACGUAAUUUCUUGUUUUUCAGCAUUAGCCACAAUAAGUGGCUCCUUCACCCGUUUGUGGAGAAAUAUUCAAAAGUAAUUGUUAUUCAAUCAAUUUCAGACGUAAUUUCUCUUAUAGAUAACUUAAAUUUAAUAAUUUUAAAUUUGAGACAACCAUGAGCAUUCUAAAAUUACAUGCACAUAAAUAAUUUAUUUUGAUGUUUCCGUCACUUACAUGUCAGUUUCUGUUGAGCAAACCUAACCCAAAGGGCUAUGAAUCUCUCACUAUUCAAUAAACCUUUACAAAAGAUCACCUGCUCUCUCUAUUUUUGGGUCUGUUGGGUGGACAUUGGGCUCAGUCUGUGUCGUCUGGGGUGACCAUCGGUAACCCGAGGGCUCGUGACACCACGUAUAACUUUCCCUCCCGCUCCAUCUCUCCUCGCACACGCCUAGACAGGCCAAACAAUGGGAGUCCAUAUGCCCCAAGUGCUUCAAAUGUGGAUUAGCAAAGGACUACUACCAUGAACUCAGUCUGGGCAUAUGCAAUCGCAGUGGGUCUGCAUCUAUUCAUCCAGAGUGCAACGGCAAACAAACUGGUUUGUUAUUUCACCAAGUGGUCGCAGUACAGAACCGGUGUGGGGAGAUACCUGCCGGGGGACAUAGACCCUUGGCUCUGCACACACCUGGUCUACGCCUUCGCAGUGGUCAAUUAUGCCAACGAGAUCACAGAAAACGAGUGGAAUGAACACACACUCUACAGGCAGUUCAAUGAGCUCAAAAACAGCAGUAACCCACAGCUGAAGACUCUCCUGUCAGUCAGAGACGACAGCCAAGGAGCUCAGUUCUCCAGCAUGCUGUCCAGCGAGGCUAGUCGUCAGAGCUUCAUCCGCUCCACCAUCUCAUUCCUGAGGGCUCAUGGCUUCGAUGGUCUGGACCUGGACCGGCCCUUUCCCGUCUCUGGUGGGAGCUCAGCUCAAGACAAGAUCAGGUUCUCUCUGCUAAGCAAGGAGCUCCUAGAGAGUUAUAAAGCUGAAGGACAAGGAAGGCCUCGCCUCCUUCUGUCUGCAGCAGUGACUGCAGACACUGAUGCCAUCGAUUUGGGAUAUGAAAUCCCUGAGAUAUCCAAGUACCUGGACUUCAUCAGUGUGAAGACGCAUGACUUUUGGCGAGGCCCAGAUAGAGGGACGUACCACCACAGCCCCCUCUUCUGCGAUUCGCUGGACAACAACACAAGUGUAGAUUAUGUCAUGCAGUACUGGAUCACCCGGGGAGCCCCAGCACAGAAGCUCCUGCUGGGACUAGCCUCCCAUGGGCGCUCCUUCACCCUGACCUCCACUGCAACGGGCAAAGGGGCCCCGGCCAGGGGCCCUGGGAUGCCCGGACCGUACACCCAACAGCUGAGGAUCUGGUCCUACUAUGAGAUUUGCUUGUUUCUCAGAGGGGCGCUUGUCUCGUGGAUCGAUGGUCAAAGUGUUCCAUAUGCUGUUAAGGGGGGCGAGUGGGUCGGCUUUGACAACCAGGACAGCUAUGAUGCCAAGGUGGGCUAUCUUAAGAACCGCAGCUUUGGAGGGGUAGCUCUGUGGACCCUAGACAUGGAUGACUUCACUGGUCAGUUCUGUGGGCAGGGCAAAUAUCCACUGGUGUCCCAUUUAAAAAGGAUGCUCAAUAUAGAACCCCAGUACCCCAUCGCCGUGGUGACACCCCUCCCUCACCAGCACUGCUCCCAGAACAACACCGUUGCGUACCAACGAGAUGGCUUCUGCUCGCGCAAACUGGACGGACUGUAUCUGAGGUCUGAGAACCCAAAGACCUUCUACAGAUGUCUGCUGCGGCACACGUACGUGACGAGGUGUCACACUGAUGCACAGGCUAAUAACGGGGGCGGGGUCAUCAUGGUGAGGGGAGGCGUAGCGCUCGCCAGAGUGGCGGAAGCAGCGUUGCUGCACAUGUUUUUUGUGUGGAGCCCCUGGUGAAUCUGUCGUUGUGGGUGAUGGUGCAUGGACCAGGGAUUUGUCCCUUCUCACAGGGGACAGGAGAUCGUUCGUGUCUGGGAACUGUUGUGAAGUAACCCAUUUCGCAUUAAUGGAAUGUUUCCCACACAAAUAAAGCAUGAAUAGAGAA
Gadus macrocephalus (Pacific cod) is the source of this 2565-nucleotide messenger RNA. RefSeq names its product chitinase-3-like protein 1. Gene Ontology annotation, biological process: chitin catabolic process; carbohydrate metabolic process. Gene Ontology annotation, molecular function: chitin binding; chitinase activity. The transcript has 11 exons. NCBI's taxonomy places the organism in Eukaryota, Metazoa, Chordata, Actinopteri, Gadiformes, Gadidae. Gene Ontology annotation, cellular component: extracellular region. The record is from RefSeq and is a predicted model, not a curated record. The coding region runs from base 966 to 2417 and encodes 483 amino acids.